UAAUGAACUUAGACCCUAACGAAUUAUCAAAAUGGAAUUGCAUUCUUGAACCUAAAACAAAUGGAAUCAAUACUUAUAGUGGACUCUAUAUAGGAGACAUUGAUUGUGCUAAGGAUCAAUAUUUGCUAUAAAAAUUACAAAUAAGAGCUGUUUUAAGUGUGAUUGAUUUUCCUGAAAUUAAUUUACCUGAAUAGUAUAUCCAUUCUAAAAUAUCAAUUCCUGAUUCAGAAGAUUAAUCAUUACUUGAUCAUUUUCCAUUGUGUUUCAAUUUUAUUGAUGAAAAUAGAAAACAUACAAAUGUUAUGGUUCAUUGUUAUGCAGGAAUAUCAAGAAGUGCAACAGUUAUUUUAGGUUAUUUAAUGUAACAUUUUGAAUGGAAUUUUGAUCGUGCUUAUUAAAUAUUAUGGUGUUUAAGAAAAUAAAUAUUGCCUAAUGAAGGCUUUAUAAAAUAAUUAAGAGUUUAUGAACAAAUUUUAAAAAAAGAAAAUGAUAUAGACAAUAAUGAUUAUAAAAAAGAGAUUAGUAAUAAUUCAUAAGUCACUAGACAAAAUUAGUUUUUGAAAUAAAUUGAAUAAGAAAUUGAGGAGAGACAAAGAAAUUUAGAAAUACUAAAAUAAAAAUAUAAAUAAAUUUAGAGUACUAAAUUGAUAUCUUAAUAAUAGAAAACCAUUUUGUGA
This is a messenger RNA of Paramecium pentaurelia, 677 nucleotides long. Lineage: Eukaryota; Ciliophora; Oligohymenophorea; Peniculida; Parameciidae. The record is from the annotation of a GenBank genome assembly.